AUGAUCGACUCGCCCCCCAAACCAGCGUGUGAGCUGUAUGAGCUGAUGCAGUAUCACUGCCGGCUUCAGCAACAUCGUAUACUGUGUCACCCGGUCGAGCGUGUAUUCCGCAAGUGUGGCGAACGUCGUCCGGUCGUCGAAGUGACGCAUGUCGUCGAGUAUACGCGAGAAGGCAUCCCCUAUCUACCGCCGGGCGUAGCCGAUGCGCUACCGCAAGGAUGA
Malassezia restricta is the source of this 222-nucleotide messenger RNA. RefSeq names its product mitochondrial export protein SOM1. The record is from RefSeq and is a predicted model, not a curated record. The coding region runs from base 1 to 222 and encodes 73 amino acids. The transcript has 2 exons. NCBI's taxonomy places the organism in Eukaryota, Fungi, Basidiomycota, Malasseziomycetes, Malasseziales, Malasseziaceae. Gene Ontology annotation, cellular component: mitochondrial inner membrane peptidase complex.